ACAUAGAAUUAUUAUGAUAUUCUUUAUAUAUGUAUACUUAUUUUACAAUUACGAAUACAUGUGUCCCAGCAUUAUUCUCCUAUCUUUAAUAAUCUUCUAUAAUUGUACUACUUAAUUUGAUUUUUCAUAUAAUAUUAUUAUGUUUUUGUUUUAGUAACACAAUCUUAUUAAACUAUCAAGCGGAAGCAUGUCACACCAUUUAAAAAAAUUGCAGAAAUUUUGAAAUUCAGUAAAUUGUAUAAGAAUAUAUAAUAAAAAUAAAUAAAAUAAUUUAAACUUAAAUAAUAGACAGUUUAUUAAUUUUCUUUAGAUUUGUUGUUGUAGCUAUAGUAUAAUAUGUAGGGUCAAAUGGUUUUGAGUAUUGCUGCUGUUGUAAUAUCUAUAUCAAAUUGUUUGCAUAGUAACUAUAAGAAUAAUAGUACUCCGGCAUCUCGGGCUAAACGAAUUCUUAGAAACAGAAUCUGCACAAAAACCCUGACAAACUCGGUACUCGGGUUGUUAGUAAAAAGUGUUAUAAGCGAAUUUUCACUUAUAUUCUUCAAAAUAACUAAUUUUCAAUUGAACUUGUUAUUGUUGUUGUAGCGGCAAAAACAUUCCCCAAAUAAUUCUGAUGAAUACUGUUGAUUUGACAAUCCUUAGCGGCAUGGAGAAUAAGGUCCGUUUCGGUUGCGUGGAGCCGAUUCUCUUGGGCACGGAAUCGACUCGUAACUGCUGUUGUCAUACCGGAAGUAGUUUAUCAACUGCUAAAAUUUAACGCAUUGAGUUUGACAUUCAAGCUAGGUGACAAGUAGUCACUGAAGAAAUGAGCGCAUGCAAAAGAAAUUUGGUCGAAACAUUGACAAUUUCCAGGCAAAAUAUGUUAAUUAGAUUUGGUUUUGGAAAAGCACUCAAUGCUACUGCUGUGCUAAGAAGCCAAACAAGUCGAAAAAUUCGCGCGUACAUAGCACACACUGAGAAUGCGCUAACACACGACGUACCGUUGGUAGAGUUCGUUUCUAAUAUAAUUUAGUUCGUUUGCUUAAGCAUUCAACAGUUACAAACUCUUGCAGUGGAAGUCCCUUUCUCAUGAAACAAAUAUGCACGUUGCGUCAGGUGUAGCGCUGCUUAUAAGAAUUUGAGUGUCUUUUUCAUUGCAUUCCAUUCCAGCAGCAUUUAGCAUUCAGUUUACAUUACUUUUUCAUUGCUGUUUGCAUUUCACUUCAAAAAUAAUUCAAUAAAAAUCUAAAUAGUUUCCACAAAAGAGUCAGCAAGCAGCAUGGACGACUACGAGGAUCAAAGUGUAGUGAGCGAAGUUGGCAUGAUGGCCGGCGCAGGCGGCGGCGCCCAUCACGGUCGCAACGAAAACACCACCUCCUUUGGCGCUGUUAAAGUCGGUGGUUGGCGAUAUGAGGACUCUACACGUUACAUCGGUGAAUGGGAUCAGCGCGGUCAGAAGCAUGGCAUUGGGCACUUACAACUUCCCGAUGGCACACGCUACGAUGGGCAGUUCCACGAUGGACUCAGUCAUGGUCUCGGUUGUCUGUGGUUCUCCGAUGGCGCUAAAUACGAAGGUGAAUUUAUGCACGGCUGGUUCCAUGGUCAUGGCAUAUUUUGGCGUUCCGAUGGUAUGAAAUUCGAAGGCGAAUUUCGUGGUGGCAAAAUCUGGGGACUCGGCUUACUAACGUUUCGCGAUUUCACACACGGCUUUCCACGCAACGAAGGCUUCUUUCAAGACUGUCGCCUAGUACGCAAGCAACGCUGUCCGGACGUAGUGCAGCGCGCGCAAAAAUGUGCGCUUAUGGCGCGUUCGCUGUGUGACCAUCCGUAUUAGCCUUAAGCAUGCAUGCACACAUGUACAAAACAUACGAAAUAGUACAUAUAAACAUACUUAUCCACAUAGGCACCAAC
Messenger RNA from Zeugodacus cucurbitae (melon fly), 1887 nucleotides. RefSeq names its product MORN repeat-containing protein 4 homolog (gene rtp). Bases 1256 to 1810 code for a protein of 184 amino acids. Lineage: Eukaryota; Metazoa; Arthropoda; Insecta; Diptera; Tephritidae. The transcript is spliced from 3 exons. The record is from RefSeq and is a predicted model, not a curated record.